AUGCAGAAGUUGGACUUCUCCGACAGCUUCACAGUCUACGUAGGUGCAUGCGUCGUUCACAAGGCCCUUUUCGCGCAGACGAGCGACUUCUUUGCCAAAGCAACAAGCAACAGCUGGAAUGAGGCCGACAGGAAGAAGGAGGUCAGCUUGCAAGAAGUCGCCCCAAGGAUGUUCGAGUACUAUGUCCAGUGGCAAUACACCUGGAACGUCGUGGCGAGUGAGCAUCUCGAACUGAUGCAGCUAUACCUCCUCGGGCAGUUCUUGAUCGACGGUGCCUUCAAGAGCGCAGUCGUGGACAGGACGAUAGAGAUCAUUACGAAGGCCUCCGUCCAACCAGAGAUGGCGCCAGUCAAGUUGAUCUAUUCCAAUACGCUGGAAGAAGAUUGUGGCAUGAAGCGCCUGCUCACGCGGUUCUGGUACUUCUACUCCAAAGCAGACGGCAUCAAGCAGUGCUUCGAUGAGCUCCCGGGAGACUUUUCCUCGAGGCUUCUCCAAGAGUUUGUGGCUGUUCGGGAUGGGACACAGGGCUCGCCGUCUCUGCAGAACCGAUGCUACUUCCACGACCAUGACAGGACGGCGCCGAAGCUUUCGACUUGCAAGGAUGACCCCCUCAGCAACUCCAAGACCAACUUCCCUCCCAAGCCCACGGUCUCUGUCCUCCCCCAAUCGGCCCGUGCCACGAGCUCGUUGUCGAACAGUGUCGCCAGCGAUGCCAACCUUGACGUAUGGCGCGCGCUCUCCACCUUCAGCGGCCGACCAACGACGACAGCCGUCCGGGUACCUAUGGUUGCAUCCGGCCCAGGUGGCAGCUUCAGCUUCGGAGGCCACCGACCAAGCCCUGCUCGCCCACAGACUGAUCCACAGACUGAUCCAAGUUCCCGCGAUGGACAGUAG
This is a messenger RNA of Saxophila tyrrhenica, 894 nucleotides long. RefSeq lists its product as uncharacterized. The transcript has a single exon. Gene Ontology annotation, molecular function: protein binding. The coding region runs from base 1 to 894 and encodes 297 amino acids. The record is from RefSeq and is a predicted model, not a curated record. NCBI's taxonomy places the organism in Eukaryota, Fungi, Ascomycota, Dothideomycetes, Mycosphaerellales, Extremaceae.